This is a messenger RNA of Moesziomyces aphidis, 2946 nucleotides long. NCBI's taxonomy places the organism in Eukaryota, Fungi, Basidiomycota, Ustilaginomycetes, Ustilaginales, Ustilaginaceae. The record is from the annotation of a GenBank genome assembly.
AUGAAGGUCGCCAUCAUCGGCGCCGGGCCCAGCGCCCUCGUCACCGCAAAGACGCUCCUCGAAGUCAGCGAUGCGCAUCCAGACUUCAAGCCCGUCAUCACCAUCUUUGAGGCAGAGGACGACAUCGGCGGCACCUUCCGCUACCGCUCCUACUCCAACGCCACCCUCGUCUCGUCCAAACAGCUCACCUCCUUCUCCGACUUUCGCCUGCCCCUCGAUCACAAGGACCACCUCACCCUCGCCGAGUAUGUCAACUACCUCGACGACUACACCAGCCACUUUAAGCUUCGUUCACGAUGCCAUUUCCGCAUGAACACCAAGGUCAUCAAGUCGGUGCGCGUCGACGGCGGCCAUCUGGUGCGCUACCGCUUGCUCGACGCUCCGCCCGACGGAAGCGCAGACCGCUCCGAGGUGUUUACCCAUCUGUGCGUGUGCUCCGGUCUCCACGUCACCCCUGCGCUCCCCACCAUCCCCGGCCUGCCACCCACCAUCCAGGGCGAUCAGCUGGUGGACAACCCCAUGGGCUCCGACGAGGCCGUCGCAUCGCGCAUCCCCGAGCCCAUCCACCACGCUAAGUGCGCCGCCAACAUCAUCACGCUCCACUCGUCCCAGUUCAAGGACCGCUCCCUCUACCGCGGCAAGCGCGUCAUGGUGCUCGGCACCGGCGAGACGGGCAUGGACAUGGCGUACGAAGCGGUCAAGGCCGGCGCCAAAGAAGUCGUCCUCUGCACCCGCUCCGGCUUCCUCCUCUUCCCCGCCGUGCUCGCCGACUUUGUCGUGCUCGGCAACGUCUUUGACGGCAACCUGCCCAUCGACGGCCUCAUCACCAACCUCUUCGAGACGGCCUACGUCCACCCCUGGGUGGCUGCAUCCCAUCUGCGCUGGUUCGUAUCCGACUUUGUCAUCAAGCGCCUCCUCUGGCUCCUCACCGGCACUCAGGCCGGCUGCAACCAGUGGGUGGGCGAGCUCGAGCCCCAUCGUCUUGGCCGCGCCUACACCUUUCUCAACAAGAGCUCCAAGGCCAUGCCCUACAUCAACCGCGGCUGGAAGCGCCGUUCGCCUCUGCUCGAACGUCUUACGCGAUACCUCGAUCCGCCUACCGUCAAGCCCGACGAGGUGUCGGUCGACCUGGCGCCCUUUCCUAAGUGCGUGAAGGAAGACGGAACGGUGGAGUUCGUCCGCAACGGUCGCAAGGAGGAGCUGCGCAUGCGCAACCGCACCGUCAAGCCCGACAUCGUCGUCUACGCUACCGGAUACACGCAGAACUUCGACUUUCUCUCCAAGGAGUACCCCGUGCCCGCUACGGUACGCUGUCGCGAUGUGUUUGACGCCGAUGAUCCGAGUGUGGCGUUUAUCGGAUUCGUGCGUCCCGGCGUGGGAGCGAUCCCGCCCAUCGCAGAGAUGCAGGCGCAGCUCUGGACGCUCGUCCUCCGAGGUCAAAUCCCCCCGCCACUCUCGACCCCGCACUACUACCUGCUGGUCAAGGAGAAUGCAAGGAUCAAGUACGGCGUCGACUACUCGUCCUACGUCUCCACACUGGCUCGCGAUAUGGGCACUGCCCCGCCGCUGGCUGAGCUGCUUUGGACGUACGGUCUCAAGGUCACGCUCAUCUACUGCUUUGGUGCGGCGUUCCCGACGUUCUACCGUCUUCUCGGGCCAUACAGGCAUCCCGAUGCGAAGCGCAUUGUGGAGACCGAGAUCUACGAUACGAUCAGACGCCGCGGCGUGGUGGGCAACCUCAUGAUGGGUCUCAUCCCCAUGCUCUUCUAUGCCUGGAUCAACCUCGUUGCGCUCGUCGCCGAGACGGGCUGGAGGAUCGUUUCGGUCCUUACGCCGGGAUCGUCGCGCAAGGCUGAGGCGUCCACCGGGCGUCGGUUCCAGAGCGACUUUCACCAGGACAGCGCUGCGCCAGUCAUGGCCGGGAGGGGAAAGAAUGCGGGGAACAAGAGAGGGCGAAUGCUGCGGUUGUUUGCGUUGUUUGCAGGCACGCUUGCUGUGGCAGGGCAGGGGGUGGAGGGGAAUACCGAGAUCCGCAACUUUGGACCUGUGCGGUGCCGCGCCGACGAGUACGGCCAUUUGGCCGCCAAGGCAGCCGACCAGCUCUCGGCCUCGUGGCCGGUACUGCACGCACGAGCGCAACCGUCUCUAUUCGCGCUUGACCUUGACGGUUUGGGCACGGCAUCUGCAGCAGGAGCCUGGGUGGUACUAGACCUUUCGUCGGGCGGGCGGUUUACGCUGCCGUCUCCCCGCGAGGCAAGGAUGUACGCCGAGUUGGGUGUGCGCGGUCGAUAUGUGCGCGAGACGAUCGACAGUAUAGCAUGGUGGUUCACCCGACGUUUUUCGCUGCGUGCGUCGGUGGGAGCCCAGCUGGCGGUGGAUCUAGAUCUGCAUGUCAUGGGCCCAGAGGAGGCUCUGCAGUUGGGCGGCGUCGAGUGGAAGGCCGAGCUGGUCGAAACUGCCCGCGUCUCCACCGACGGUGUGACACUUGAAACAAAGGAGCACGAGGAAAGGGAGGAGGGGGAGAGGGUUACGUUUAAGGAUGUACACAAGCAAGUGGCGGGCGAGAUUUUGGCAGCCGAUACAAUUGCCAUGAGCGAGGAAACACCGCCGCUGUUUCCCUGCACCAAGCUGUUCGUGCACAUUGUACCCCGACCUGUCGGCGUCACCAUCCCCCCUCCCGCAGCUCACAACUCAACGUUGCUGCGACUGGCAGAGGCCGUCUUUGGCGGUUUGCAGUCCACCUCGCACGGGGCACACGCGGCACCCAUCCACCUCACAUUCGAACGACUCUACCUCGGCUUCCUCCCCUCCACCGCGCUCAACCUCCUCCCACCCCUACUGGCCAUGCUCGCCCUAGCAUACUUCUUCAUCAUCCCCACCCUUCACACCCUCAUCCCCCCGCGCACCCCUACCAUCCCCCCGCGCACCCCUACCAAAUCGAGCUAA